UCAUACGCCACUGAGCGCAUAAUCUCCAUGCUGAGUCUUGUACGAGAAGUCGGCGAGUGAGAUUGUGUAUGAGGACAGUCUGUCUAAAGCUUGGAUAAAUUACAUCCUUUCUUAGAAGGAACUUAAGAGAGUAGCCAAGAAAACUCCACCAUCAUGCUUCGUAGACUGUGUCUCGCCUUGGCUAUUGUCUUGCUCUUGGUUGCGAUAGCAUUGUCGCAAGAUACCACUGAUGCUCCUGCUCCUACGGCUGCUCCCGAACCAGAGCCUACAGCAGCUCCCGAGCCAGCACCGACCGGCGCUGCCGAGCCCGAGCCGACCGGAGAGCCGGACGCCGGUACGAGCAAGCCCGAGAUGAUGACCACGUCUGGGGCCACCACCGCAGCCAACAUCAGCGGCGUGUUCCUGUUGCUCCACGCCGCUUUGGCAGUGCUGUACGCGUAGGUGAAUUCCAAAAACAAAAAACGACCCGAAACAUCCAACCCGGCAAGCACCCAGCAGGCUCGUCUUGUCGCACAAAGUUGCAGCAUCCUACAGAGUAUAAGUGCGCAGCAGCAAUCCUUCUCUUUUGCCAAGAAAUCGGAUGCAGGUGUAUCGGAGUACACGCCAUUCGUCGUCAAAUGUUUUCUUUCUACUUUUUUUUGGUUAAUGCACCUUUGCACUUACUCUUUAAACGGACUUAAACAUCAUGAAGUUAAUUUUCCUUAAUGAAUUUCUCCUUAUACCAUUGGAAUUAUUAAACAGUGAUAGUUAGUGUCUAAGAUUUUUUUUUGCACGAACCGAUUACAAGACUGGGUCUGAAAUUUUAUCAUUUUAAUGGUGUAAUUUUAUGGGAGUAAUGUUUAUAAGCACUCGGUUCUUUCCCAAAUUUCGUGAGGAAAAACAAAUCUCAAAUGAAUAUUUGUAUUUAAAAAUACUUACAGGCAAGCCCUUGGCUUAGCACAGUGUUUUCCCCAGUACUACCGUGGUAUUUGUUAUUUGACCGUGUGUGCUCGCUACAAAAAUAUUUACGACAUCGGUCUCAGUACCCUGGAAUUCAGAUAAAUGCCUCCUCCACAAAUGAUUUCUGUUUUGGCUUCUUCGAAUUGGCUUAUGCCAGCUGUCUAAGACGUGGACUUAAAAUUAAGUACUCAAAACAGCGGGAGAAAUUUCUUUCAUAAACAUGUUUCUGUCAUCGAGGAGUUUGAUUGCUUUUACACGCGAGGCCUCCACACCCCGUCCGUUCCCCACCGCGGGCACACGAGGUCUGCAUAACUCACCUACUCGGGCGUAACAGUGUGUGACAUUUUCAAAGCGCUGCAGUUGAUAUUAAAAUUUGUGGGUACCAGUAUGACCGGAAGACAUAAUUUAUGAAUCUUGUUACGGUUGAAUUAUAGAGAUAAAAAUAAAUCCAUUGAUGUAGGCCAAUUUAUACGAGGCAGCUAUACAGUGCAUUGAUUCUUGCCUUAUUUGUCAAUCCACGGCAUGCGAUUUCCAGUCAAUUUGGUUGUGAGCUUAUCGCACAAGCUUAUGCAUUGUACAUGUAAUUGAAAGUCAGUACUCGUGUCUGCAGUACUGUUUAAAAAAAAGUACCACAAGGCUUAUAGAAUGGGCUACUAAGCACGAAUAAAAGUACUAGGAUAAUAAAGUGGUAUACUAAGCACACACUUUUACGAGGUGCGAAGAAAAGAACUCGCGAGUAAAGCCAUUUUGCUUGUCAAACUCAUGAGAUUUUAUUAUUCGCAUCUGUAUUGGAAUGUGGUGACCUGGUGUUUUUUGGUACAUGUAUUUUCAUUUUUACUUCGGUGACAUUUUAGGUUUAGUCAAUACUGUAUGCAUUUUACGAGUUUAUGAAACACUGGGGACAUGACGCACAAGAAUGGUUUGUUGUACGACUCUACUGUCGUCAUCUUGUGUUCUUCAAAUUGGCUGAUUUUUUUUGGCUAUACGACGUUGACUGUCGGACUAAUUACCAUGAUAGUCUGGGGCCUUUCAUAUGGCAUAUGCACACGUAUAUAAUGAUCACAGAUGCACCCCUUUGGAGCCAGACAAAAUGGCCGCAGUCACAUUUGACUUUAAAAUGCGGCAUACCUAUGUGUCAUGCCCUUUUGCUUGUUUGAUACAACCAAUUCGUAACUUGCCAAACAACCCACAGUAGACUAGAACGUGUUGCUGUUAAACAAGAAAAUAGAUAUUUAUCCACAUUUCGUCAUCUCGUGAACAAUGUACAGAGCGAAUGAGAAAUGAAGCUUAUGAUUAUCUCUCUGAGAUAUGAUCGCUGACGCAUUCGCUUUUCUGCCCCAAAAGUGUGAGAAAGAAAAAAAAUAACCCACAAAGGUACACAAGGUAGACUUUCUGGAGUCCUAUACUCUCGGAAAAAAAAUCAUGGCAUUGUUAUCCAGCGAUGCCGUUCAAAAUCGACAUGUAAUUCAUCUUUUACCGCAGUUUCUGACAAAAACUUCUAAACUAUUUCCCCUUUUAUAAUUAUUAUUAAGUAGACCUUGCAUUUUAGUCAUUAGUUAUAUAUGUAUAAGUUUAUAGGUCUAUAUUUUAACAUGUCUUUGCCACGCAUUGCCGUCUUGCAUUGACAAUAAAUAUUUUUAGCUACUACCUAAUCAAAUAAAAAGAAGAGGUCACUCUUUACCUGGUAAAAAA
Messenger RNA from Patiria miniata (bat star), 2631 nucleotides. Its product is annotated as procyclic form-specific polypeptide A-beta-like. The record is from RefSeq and is a predicted model, not a curated record. Lineage: Eukaryota; Metazoa; Echinodermata; Asteroidea; Valvatida; Asterinidae. The transcript is spliced from 2 exons. The coding region runs from base 154 to 441 and encodes 95 amino acids.